This is a messenger RNA of Sclerotinia borealis F-4128, 888 nucleotides long. The record is from the annotation of a GenBank genome assembly. NCBI's taxonomy places the organism in Eukaryota, Fungi, Ascomycota, Leotiomycetes, Helotiales, Sclerotiniaceae.
AUGCGAACUUCGGAUUGCAGAAAUCGGGAUAAGUUGAUUGGAGUCGAUCUCGGUUGUGGCCCUGGAACUGUGAGUCGAGCUCUUGCUCCUUAUUUUGAUAAGGUGCUAGGUACGGAUCCUAGUGCUGUGAUGAUUGAACGUGCUAGGGCUGUUUCUGAGGAUGGGUAUGAGAAAUUGGAUGGGGACGGGAAGAAGAAUAUAGAGUGGAAAGAAGCAACAGCAGAGAAUCUACAGUGGAUUGAGAAGGGGUCGCUCGAUAUGGUUGUAGCGGGGCAAGCGGCGCAUUGGUUUAAUUUUUCAGGGGAGGGAAAUGGGGUUUGGGGGGAGAUUUAUGGGAGGUUGAGGAGAGGGGGGACGGUCGCGUUCUGGGGGUAUAGGGAUAAUGUUCUGGUGGAUUAUCCAAGGGCGACGAGGGUUAUGGAGAAGUUUUGUUAUGGGGAGGAGAGGGAGUACAUGGGGGGGUAUUGGGAACAGCCUGGGAGGGAUAGGUUGAGGGGUUUGUAUGCGGAUGAGGCGAUGAGGCCUCCGAGGGAAAUGUUUGAGGAUGUGAGGAGAGUGGUUUAUGAGCCGGGGAGUGGGGUGGGAGAGGUGUUGAUGAGGAGGAAGAUGAAAUUGGGGGAGUUGGGCGAGUAUUGGAGGACGUUUAGUGCGUAUUUUGAGUGGAUGAGGGGAAAUCCUGAGAGGAAGAGGUUAGGGGAUGGGGAGGGUAUAGGGGAAGAGGAAGGGAUAGGGAAAGGGGAAGAAAGAAAAGGUGAUGUUAUAGAUGAGAUGUUUGUAGAGAUGUUAGAAGUAGAGCCGGAAUUAAGAGGAAAGGAGGGACAAAAUUGGAGGGAUGUAGAAGUUGAGACGGAAUGGGGGACGGUGAUUUUGUUGGCGAGGAAAUUGUAG